GUAUCUAUCUGUCCGAAAGAAACAGCCCUAACCAUCUCCGCCAUAAAGGGCUUCGUCUUCCUUCCUCUCCGGCGUCGUCUUCUUCCUCCUCCUCUUCCUUCGUCCCCUCCUCUAUUCUUGCGCGCUAAGUCUUCUUUUGCUCCGAUCUCGCGCCGGCGAGGGUGUCGGAAGGGAGCCGGCGAGUGGAGGGAGUGAGGAGAAAGAGGGAUAGAGAUUGGAAGAUGGAGCCGAACCGGAGCCCGAGCCCGAGCCCGCCUCAAGGACUGACCCCGGAGGAGCUCGCGGAGCUGGACUCCGUCAUCCGGACCUACCACAGGUUCGAGCCCUCGCCCAACACGUGCACGUCCCUCAUCACGCAGAAGAUCGAGGCCCCCGCCCGGCACGUCUGGCCCCUGGUCCGCAGCUUCGACAACCCGCAGCGGUACAAGCACUUCGUCAAGAGCUGCCACAUGCGGGGCGGGGGCGGCGGCGGAGCCUCGGUGCACGUCGGGUGCGUGAGGGACGUCACGGUCGUGUCGGGCCUCCCGGCGUCGACGAGCACCGAGCGGCUCGAGAUCCUGGACGACGAGCGGCACGUCCUGAGCUUCCGGGUCGUCGGGGGCGAGCACCGGCUGCAGAACUACCGGUCGGUGACGUCGGUGAACGAGUUCGAGAGGGAAGGGAAGGUGUACACGGUGGUGUUGGAGUCGUACGUCGUGGACAUCCCCGAGGGCAACACCGGCGAAGAUACGAAGAUGUUCGCCGACACCGUCAUAAAGCUGAAUCUCCAGAAGCUCGGGGUUGUGUCCGUGGCGUCCAUGCAUGGAGGGCACGGUUGAUAUGGUCGUCGAACGAUCAAUUCAUUAGGUGAAAUUCUUGUCUAGACCCGAUUCCGCCCCGAGUGGAGGGGGCCGAUCGCUAAUAGGGAUUUUCUUUUUCCCUUUUUUAUCGGGUUCGUGGCGUAUUGAGGUUUACUUUGCUUCCAUGAGAGAUAUAAAUGUUUGCUUGAGAAGGAGAGACCUAAGUUAAGUAUGCUAGUAGUGAUCAAUGCUUCUUUUUUCUUCUUGGGUUUAUAUGAAGUGUUGAAAGAUAGCUCAUUUCUGCAACAAAUCCGACUUAUCUUGCCCUUAUUUUCAAA
Molecule: messenger RNA, 1117 nt
Organism: Eucalyptus grandis
Lineage: Eukaryota; Viridiplantae; Streptophyta; Magnoliopsida; Myrtales; Myrtaceae
Product: abscisic acid receptor PYL2
Exons: 1
Coding region: 222-818 (198 amino acids)
Biological process (GO): abscisic acid-activated signaling pathway
Cellular component (GO): nucleus; cytoplasm
Molecular function (GO): signaling receptor activity; abscisic acid binding; protein phosphatase inhibitor activity
Source: RefSeq, a predicted model, not a curated record